ACUGCGAUCGGGAGCAUCGCCGGUGAUCAAAAGGUUGUGAUCGCUUUAAUUUUAUGAAAGAAAAACUACAACAUUUGUUAGAUUUCUGGAAUAAAAAGUGACAUUGGAUGUGGGGAAUCGAAGAUGUGGUCGCAGUACAGUAACUUUGGAUUUUAUAAAACUCCAGUCAGCAAGGGGUUUCUUUCCUGUGUGGGUUGUCUAUCAGUCCUUCUGUUUAUCCUUGGUCCAAGCUACCAGCAGUUCUUUGCUUAUACAACGGAAUCAUUGAUGGAGAAGCUAGAGAUAUGGCGUCUUGUAACCAGCAAGAUGGUAUUCUUGGACACGAGGAAUCUUCUUCUUGGUUUGCUGCUGAUGUACAACUUCCGAGUAUUUGAAAAACGCUACGGAUCAACAAAGUUUGCAUCGUAUUUGCUUGCCAAUGGUGUUUUGACGACAUGUUUAGAGGUCGCUGCACUCUUCGCUGUGCAGAACUAUCAACAAGGGAGCAUACCAAUCCACUGGACCCCAGGACCGACUGGUGUUGUUGUGUCAAUGUUUGUACCAUUCUUCUUUGACCUGCCCUACCUUACUGUACAAAAUAUUGCUAGCCACGUACUAAGUGGCAAAUGGUUCGUCUACAUUGUUGGAUUACAAAUAUUGGCCCAGUCGACCCAAUCCAUUCUCGUUGUUGGAUGUGGCCUCUUAUCGGGCCUCCUGUAUCGUUCCAACUUCCUCCGUCUUCAAUCCUGGCUUCGGAUUCCUAACCCCUUAAGCCGCCUGGCAGCUACUGUCCUAGGCCCCAUCCUGAGGUCCAAACCUCCAGGGGAUGUCACUCUACCAAUGGGUGCAACAUUAGAGCUACAGAGGCAACAGAGAAUGGAUCUAAUUGAACAGCAGAUGAUGUUUGCCCAGGCCAGGCAGUACAGGCAGCAGGCAAGGCAGAGAGGAGAAGCAUUCAGACAACGGCCGACCAUUAGUGCUCCUCUUGCAGCGAGGUCAUCAGGCAGCUUAGCAUCAAUGUUCAGACAACGCCGCAACCCCGCUAGUAACACUGGAGACACUCCAGACACAUUGCCUGGAACAGCGCCCUCUAACGGCCAGGCGUCCCCUAACCAGCCAAGCACAAGCCGAGAUACAAACUCAAUACCAGAGGAACACGUUCAACAAUUAACGGACAUGGGAUUCAAUCGAGGUGCUGUGGUGCAGGCUCUCCUAGCAACACACAACAAUGUAUCCAUGGCAACAAACUUACUGCUUCAGGAUGGCUGAUGAAAAGUUUCACAGAGACAUUGGGUAUUUUAAGGUUAUUAUUAAAUUGAUUGACCGUACUGUCUGAUCGCUCAAUACCAAUCUGCUAUAGUUUUUAAGUGAUAAACUAUGCCAGCCUGUUAUAAUAAUAUCAUGUGGUGACUCCAUCAACACAGUACACAGUCAACCCUCCUACUGUCUGACCAUUCAAUACCAUCCACUGUGGUUUUGAAAACUAGGCCAGCAUGCAAUCCUUUUGAUAUCAUGUGGUGCAUGCAUGUUCACAAUACACAGUCAACGCUCCUUUUGUAUCUGACCACUCAAUAUUAGAGAAACAUACAUGUAUUUCAUAAUUGAGUUUUGAAAGUGUGUGUUUCACAGUUACAAUGGAUUAACAUUGUUAAAUCACUCAUCAGUUUGCAAGAACUGCCUUUUACUUUGCUUAUUAUGUUCAGCAGUGUUUAUGGAAGAGAAAUUCUUCGUCUAUAUUAUUAAAAUGAAACAGACAUUAGCUGCAUAGUAGUGAACUUUUUAUUUAUGAUUACUUUAUACAGACAAAAUCAUUGAGGACCAUUUUCACAUUUUUGUUGUUUUAUAGAAAAUUUACAGAUUAGCUCAGAUGUUCUUAGACUACUCAACCUACCUUCAAUAUGAUCAUGGGUUUAUGUAUUGAAUUGUUAGUAGGGUUGAAUAAGCGCUUAACCCGUUCGUCCACAAGGCGGUUGGUAACGACCACCAAAAACACGCCAAAUUGGACUUUUAUAAAAAGUCAAAACUUAAAACUACAACCCCUAAAUAUACCGCCUUCAUUCGAUUGUUUCGAGCGAAUGUUGAGCUUUCGUUGGUGUGAUGUUCAACAGGGGGUGCCAUUGAACAAUUAUGAGAAAAACACGAUUGAACAUGUUCUUUUUUUGUCUUUUAACAAUAAAUCUGUGCACCUAAGGGUUAAUGCACUAUUUGCUAUUUUGAGGCCUGAUACAUCUACAUUAUUACACAAUCUACUGCGCAUUGUUUUGAAUAACAAGACUUUAGGAAAUUUUCCUGUUUAGUUUUUAUUACCUCAGGUUUUACUAUAUGUCAUUUUAAGAUUUGUUUUGUAUUUAUUAAUUGUAUAUUUACAGUCUAUAAACAGCUUUUAUUUACAUCGAAAAGUUCCAGUUUUAUGGAAAGUGAGAUGCACUGGGGAAUAAGUCGUCGUGUGCCCGGCAAAAGGACGUAAGGGAAAGUUCCCGGCAGAAGGACGUAAGCAAUUUAUGUUAAAA
Asterias rubens (European starfish) is the source of this 2489-nucleotide messenger RNA. RefSeq names its product ubiquitin-associated domain-containing protein 2-like. The record is from RefSeq and is a predicted model, not a curated record. Bases 124 to 1248 code for a protein of 374 amino acids. Lineage: Eukaryota; Metazoa; Echinodermata; Asteroidea; Forcipulatida; Asteriidae. The transcript is spliced from 9 exons. Gene Ontology annotation, molecular function: protein binding; serine-type endopeptidase activity.